AGUCAGGUGGUGUGUUCCUGUGCGAAGCCACCUGAUUGGGGUACCUCAUUAAAGCUGCGCGCUGAUUGGCUCAUUCUCAUCCCGUCGUGGUAAAACAAACUCACCGGGCUCCACACACCGAGGAGGAGGAAGGGGAGGAACUGAGCGCUCGCUUUAGUUUUAUUUGAUCUGAUUUGACUCAAGCCGGUGGUAGAGAGGAGGCAGGUGGACUUUCAGAGCAGCCAUGACGGGGAAAUCAGUGAAAGACGUGGACCGAUUCCAGACGGUCCUCAACUCCUUACUGGCGCUGGAGGAGAACAAAUACUGCGCUGACUGCGAAUCUAAAGGUCCAAGAUGGGCUUCCUGGAAUUUGGGCAUCUUCGUUUGUAUCCGCUGCGCUGGCAUUCAUCGAAAUCUGGGGGUACACAUCUCAAAAGUCAAGUCGGUCAACCUGGAUCAGUGGACGCAGGAGCAGGUCCAGUGUGUCCAAGAGAUGGGGAACGCCAAGGCCAAGCGUCUCUACGAAGCCUUCUUACCGGAGUGCUUCCAGCGCCCCGAGACGGACCAGGCUGCAGAAAUCUUCAUCCGGGACAAAUAUGAAAAGAAGAAGUAUAUGGAUAAGGUCAUAGACAUCCAGAUGCUGAGGAAAGAAAAGAGCUGUGACAACAUCCCCAAGGAGCCCGUUGUGUUUGAGAAGAUGAAACUGAAAAAAGAUGUCAGCCCGAAGAUGGACUCCCAGGCUGUUACAGACCUGCUAGGACUGGAUGCUCCUGCUCCAUUUCUUGUGGUGUCUAAUGGUGGCGGAUGUGCUCCAGACUGUAACGAGAGUCCAGUGGUGUCUAACUCGGCUCAGGCGCGCUCCGCCCUGGAUCUCUUUAGCCUCCUCCCUGCCUCGGCUUCUACAGAAACGAUGCCUGUUUCUAGCUCCUUGCCUCAGAGCAGGGUGACUGCCUCAGUGCCUGAAAACCUGAGUUUGUUUGUGGAUCCCAAACCCAAAACAGAGGAAGGAGCUGUCAAGAAGCUGUCCAAGGAUUCUAUCCUCUCCCUGUACUCGUCCACCCCCUCAGUGCACGCUAGCAGCAUGGCUGCGCACGCAGGUCUGUACAUGAACCGAAUGGGAUACCCAACUCAUCCAUACGGUCCGUACCAUUCUUUGGCCCAGGUGGGGGGGGUGGGACAAAUGGCCAUGAUGGGACAGCAGCAGAGUGGAGUUAUGGGGGUACAGCAAAGCAGCAGGAUUGGAGCCCAACAGAACUGCAUGAUGGGACAGAAGAAUGGUUUCAUGGGUGCUCAGAGUGUCAUGGCACAGCCCGCUGGAGUUGCUGCGUCACCUUAUAUGACAGGGAUGAACCAAGGCAUGAUGGGACAGCAGCAGAACGGUGUAACGGCCCAGCAGCAGGCUGGAGGCGUGCCUGCAUUACCCCAACAACCCGUUUAUGGAGGGCCACAAACCCAGCACCUACAGUGGAACAUGGCCCAGAUGACUCAGCACAUGGCUGGCACGAAUCUCUACAGCAACGGUAUGAUGGGAUACGGCAGCCAGCACACAGGAAGUGCGUCAGCUACAAGUUCAACACAAACGACAGCGCACGUCUGGAAAUGAUGUCAAACAUCCACAAAAAAAAAAGAGUAGAAAUCUGUGGAAGGCCAACAUCUGAAACAGUGGGAGGGGCAACAGGUCCGACUACAUGACACAUUUCUAAAAGCAAAGGGAGGAGGAGGAGGAGGAGGAGGCAGGUGUGAAGAAGACUGGAGAAACAACGACUACCUCUCUUUCUCUGUCCUCUCUGCUCGAGCUUCCUCUUGCCAUCUUGCCCAUAGCCAUGAUCUAGAUUUUCAUGUGUCCCUUCUGGACAUUUUGGCUCUUCGACUAAGAACUGGGUUCAAAGGUCACUGGUCUGGGCUCUUCAUUCAUGUCUAGCCAUUAUUUGAGAGAAUGUGUGCCCCUAGACCUGCAGGUUUGGGUCAUUUUUAACACCGGAUUAGAGCACAGAGGUUAGUUUGUGUAGAUAAACUUGACCUAAAAGUGAGUUUAAAAAGCACCUUGUUGGAGAUGAUCUUUUUGCAAACUGUAUAAUAUCCAUAUUAAUCAAAAGAAUGACAUAAAUCAUAUUUAAAGGAGAGGCCUUUACAGACAGUGGGACUAGUAUAUUAUUUAUAAUAUAUUCCUGCAACUACAAGAGAAGCUGCUGCUACCAUCCAAGAGCUAGUCGCACCUGUUCAGUUGUUUUUAAGCAUAUCCAGAUUCUUGAGUGGCAUGUUUGGGUCAGAGGCAUCAAAGCGUGUCUCAGCCUUUCCCAGCAUCAGUCAACUGCUGUCAGAAAUACUUGGUUAGAAACAUGGGCUCUAAUUUCAGGUUCACGUAAUCUUCUAAAAUUCCUUUUUCAUGCAUGCAGCCAUCUCGGGUCGGGAUGAAGUACACAACACCAGUGGGAUGUUUGCAUUUGGGUGGAAUCUUAAUCUCUGGGAGUGGUUACUAAUAACUUUGCUUUUCAUCAGCUUUGCUAUCUGGGAGAGAUUUAAUAUGAAGAUGUUCAUAAAAACGAUCCGUAAGAUUCCCCGAUUUAUUUGAGUUCAUGUGGGAGCUGAAGCAGUUGAGAUGUAGGCCAGCUCCUGGUCCUCGUAUGAUGCUCCACCAGCAUUCCUCACCUCAACAGCCCUGGAACAUCAUUCUGAUGCAGAAACCCUUUUUAUAUUUUUAGCAUGUUUAUUGAAGUAUUUUUAAAAGGAAAUCUACCAUUUUGUUCUCCUGACAAGUGUCCAUUUGAACUUGGUCCAUCUGGCUACUGGUUGAUGAGACACAACCAUAUCUGUCAGGUUGACAAAGGAAGGGUUUCUGGUAGAUCUGUACAGCUUCCUGAAAAUGACCAUAACCUUAUCAGAGAUUCGCUGCUGUACGGGUGGAAGUGUAAAACUAGAAUCUGGUGCAAAAGUCCAUUUAUGUCAGUAAUCCAUCUCAGACUGAGAGACCAUCUAAAGGCUCAGGAACCCUCUGCAGGUGUUCUGGAUUCAUCACCUGAUUAGCGUGUGACACUAGAAUAUUGAACCUUUUCACAAUAUUCUAAAUGUGAGGUUUUUAUCAGCUGUAAGCUAUAAUCAUCACAAUUAUAACAAAUAAAGGCUGAAAAGUCUGGAUUUGUCCAGAAUGAGUCUGACUCAUAGAUUAGUUUCACCUUUUAAGUUGAAUUACUGACAUAAAUGAACUUUUGCACCAGAUUCUAAUUUUUCUAGCCUGGCAAGCCAGAAUAAAAAUAUUUUUAGUCUAAAUAAAUAUAUUAUUUAGUCUGGCAGCACUCCGUUGACGGCUCUUGGUCGUGGGGCGGGUUCUACCGUUGUCUUUCAAACGAUCUUUGCACGAACAACGUGACAGACUCGCCGCAGCAGAUGCCGGUAAACGAAGCAAUCCGCUGUUGAGGAAGGCAAAAGCACAUCUAUUUUCUAAAUAAGACUUAAACGCAUCAAUUUGCUCCUGAUUGUAAUAAAGCCCAAGUCCAAAUAGUCCAAAAUUGAUGUAAAAGCCGUUUCUAACGAGCUGCAGCCAUCUUGUUCCACUCUGUCGCAUCAUCCUGCCCACCAAACCAAUAGAGCGCUUUGAUUGGCCCAUAAAGCUGAUAGAGCACUGUGAUUGGUCCACCAUUGUAAACCAAUCACGGCACUCUAUCAGUUUGAAACUGAUAUAGAGCUGUGAUUGGCCUGCCAGAAUGCUGCUAGGGGAGCAUUGAGGUUCCAAUGGAGCGUUCCUAGACCAAAGAAGGAAUUUGACGUAGGUCACUAGGCUACAUUUUCCACGUUCACCUGUAUUUCCGGUAUUCACCGGUAUUUCUGAUGGCCCAAACCUCCAAGAGUCACUUAUCUUAAAUGUUAACAGUUUCUACUUGAUUUAGUAGGCCUGUAUACGACUACCAGUCCACCAUGUUUCAACUCAUAAAUCCCUUUAUUUAUCCCUAAAUCUUCACUGUAACAUAAGCUAGUACCGCAACAACGCCUACCUGCAGUAAACAACAUUUAGAGGUAUGACAAGAGGGCUCCUUUUCAAACCAACAACUUUAAGUGUCAAAAGGUCUCGAAUAGAAAUUUGGAACACCAAAGAUCUGCUCUAGCUUUAUUUAGGAUGUACAGUAUUCCUUUAUUCUUCCACUUGUGGUCAGUAGAAGAAAACAGACCAACUUUCUGUUUGGCUGUACUUGUUCCUACCGCUGAUCCACUGUGCUGUUGCCUCAGAAAUGGUGGGACCACUAAAACGGACAGGUCAUCGUGUACGUGCUCGCACAGCUCACCUCAAAUAUCCACUGAAUAACGAUGAAUGUCUGAAGAGGAGAAAAACAGACGUUUCAGUGACUUCCACUGACCUGCAUGAGAAGAAUGUUUAUUAAACUCUGACUGAAUGCAAAUGUUAGUCUCUGCUAAACAUACUGAUCAGUCUUUGACCAAGAAGAAAACAUCAGUGUGUCCUGAAUGUGUUGUCAUGAUUGUACGGACGAGUUCUGGGUACACAAACCUGAGUAUUGCUGCUGUUUUUCUUGUGUUCAGCAGUUUUCACUUGUGUCUUUUACAGGUUCUGUAGUGGAAGCCUUUUGGUGUUUUUGGACAAAGGUUUUGAUGUUAGUUGUCAGGUUAAACACAAACUGUGAUCAGACUGAAGCUCUUUUGGGUCAUUUGGGAACAUUUGUGACUUGGCUAAUUCCACAAGUGACACUAAUGGAAUAAUUUGGACACUUUGGAGUGAAAUUGAGAACAAUAAUAUCGAGCUAGCUGUUUAACUGUCAGGGUUUAAGUCUGACAGCUAGCUGUAAUGUGACCCAGACCAAACUAGAUUGCCGCUCUUAUUGCCACCAACUCAUGUGAAUCUUAUUCAUUUUAACUUAAUCUCAACAUUCCUGCCAGUUUUACAUCUUGUUAUUUCAGAAGUAGUAUUCCGUGUUGACAACUCAGCAUUUUUCUCAUUGUUUUAGCAAACAUUCAGAUCACCCAAGCAAAAACGUUAUACAAUUAGUGCCUUUUCCUGAUGUCUGGCCCUUUUCCACUAGCACCUACAAAGUCCAGUUCAGCCCGGUUCCGAGGAGUUUCCACUAGUGACGGGUACAGGGAUUCUGCCCAGUUUUAGAACCGGCUUCAAAGUGGUUCCCACCGUUCUGAGCCGGGCCGAAAACGCCUCAUCAGAGACUUGGUUUCUGAUUGGCUAGGGGGUGGAGCCACUGGUUACUCCGCCUCUCUACUGUCAGCCUUUUGUGAGUCUCCUCUUUUCGGAGUUUGACAAAAACCUUCAACUUAGUUAUUUUUGCUGCUCCUAAAUCUGGAUAAAGCUUGGAGCUGUGCCAUCAGAAACAGGAACUGAUAGAAGAAAAUUUAUUUAACAACUUUAUGUUGGGGCUGCGCAGUGGUUAGAGCUGUUGCCUUGCAGCAAGAAGGUCCUGGGUUCGCUUCCCGGCCUGGGAUCUUUCUGCAUGGAGUUUGCAUGUUCUCCCUGUGCAUGCGUGGGUUCUCUCCAGGUACCCCGGCUUCCUCCCGCAGUCCAAAAACAUGACUGUUAGGUUGGUUGGUCUGUAAAUUGUCCUUAGGUGUGUGUGUGUGUUUGUGUGCAUAAUUAUUUGUCCUGUGUCUCUGUGUUACCCUGCAAUGGACUGACACUGUCCAGGGUGUACCCCGCCUGAUUGCCCGCUGACCGCUGGAGAUAGCCCCCCACCCCCCGCAACCCUACGUGGACAAGCCGGUUCAGAAGAUGGAUGGAACUUUAUGUUAACUUUUGACUUUUUGUUUCUUUCACAGCAUUACCCUUCUCUCCUACAGGAUCUGUUCCAUACACAUGCCCAAAUAUGCAAAUUAGAUUGUGUCAUUUUGAGACUUAGCUACUUUGAAGGCAUCGACAUUGGAGGGAUGUAUUAACUUCUAACUGUAAUUGAUAUAUAUGAAGGUGGCAACAAAACACAUUUUUGGUUUGAGCUAGCCGUUGGCUCAUGACAGACAAAAGAUAUUAGUUCAUAACUGAGGCCUACUUUAAGAUGUCCAAACUAUCUCUUUGUACUUUUUAACUUCCUUUCGAUUUUCUUAAUGAUGCAUGAAGCCAUAAACAAAAUCCGUCCAUCCACCUUUUUUAUGUGAAAGCAUUUUUGUUUUACGUAGCCACUUUUUUAGCUGCCAGUCAAAUAGCAGCACAGCCUUCAUAGCUCUUCUUGUUUUAUUCUGUUUCUGUUUCACUGACCCAGGUUUUACUGAACAUGGGUCAGUCACAAACAGUCGCUUUGAGCAGCGACUUUUUGUAGAAAAUGUGACAUAUCUAUCAACGAACAAGGAGGAGUACCUGAAACAGCUCUGAGAUUAACUUUGCUUUAGUUUUUUAUUGUCUGGAACAAGCCCCCACAAUGCGGGUCUGUAAGUGAGGCCAAUGAGGAAAUGAAAUAAAUUGCAGUUCCACCCUCA
Messenger RNA from Nothobranchius furzeri (turquoise killifish), 6396 nucleotides. It is a transcript of the gene smap2, whose product is annotated as small ArfGAP2. The record is from RefSeq and is a predicted model, not a curated record. Gene Ontology annotation, cellular component: cytoplasm. Gene Ontology annotation, molecular function: GTPase activator activity. Lineage: Eukaryota; Metazoa; Chordata; Actinopteri; Cyprinodontiformes; Nothobranchiidae.